Brugia malayi is the source of this 879-nucleotide messenger RNA. Its product is annotated as Brix domain containing protein. The coding region runs from base 1 to 879 and encodes 292 amino acids. The transcript is spliced from 6 exons. The record is from RefSeq and is a predicted model, not a curated record. Gene Ontology annotation, biological process: rRNA processing. Gene Ontology annotation, cellular component: small-subunit processome; Mpp10 complex; nucleolus. Gene Ontology annotation, molecular function: snoRNA binding; rRNA primary transcript binding. Lineage: Eukaryota; Metazoa; Nematoda; Chromadorea; Rhabditida; Onchocercidae.
AUGAUUAGGCGAGAAGCUCGGUUACGUCUUGAAUAUGUUUAUCGGAAAAGUCUGGAAGAGAAACAACGGUUAAUCGACGAAAAACGACGCACUGUAAAGAAAUAUGUAGAUGAAAACAGACCUAUACCGACACAUUUGAGGAAAGAUGCCAUUGACUUACAACACGAGGCUGAAUGGGGAGGUGGGGAAGUUUUAGCUAUCGAUGAUGAAUAUCGUUACGCUAGCGCAGUAGAUCCAAAAGUUGUAUUAACAACUAGUCGCGAACCAUCAGCCAAACUUAAGAUUUUUUUAAAAGAAAUGAGGCUGAUGUUCCCAAAUGCGCAACGUAUCAAUCGAGGCCAUUAUGAUAUAAAGAAGUUAAUACAAGCUUGUAAAGCUAAUGAUAUUACGGAUUUUAUACUGCUGUAUGAAACUCGUGGUAAUCCCGAUGGAAUGAUUGUAUGCCAUUUACCCUUUGGACCUACUGCUUAUUUUACUUUAGCAAAUGUUGUGAUGCGACACGAAGUGCCAGAUUGUGGGACCAUGUCGGAGGAAUAUCCACAUCUUAUAUUCGAUAGUCUUAAUUCAGCUCUUGGACGUAGAUUAACUACGAUAUUAAAACAUUUAUUUCCUGUGCCAAAGAUUGAUAGCCGACGGAUCGUCACUUUUAGCAAUACUCAGGAUUUCAUUAGUUUUCGUCAUCAUACAUACAGUAAAGAUGAGCAUGGUGAAAUAAAACUGAAGGAAAUUGGUCCACGAUUCGAAAUGAAGCCGUAUUUAAUCAAAAUGGGCACGAUUGACAACGCCGAUGCCGAAAGAACUGAGUGGGCCCUUCGGUCAUAUACCAAUUCAUCCAGAAAGAGGCUUCCUAUGUUAUCAGUACUAGAUUAUGACGAUUAA